AUGUCCUUAUCUCCCACUUACGAGCACCUUUUUCGAUCAUUAGCUCACCAUUCACGUCUAUUUCCAUUGUGUAGCUCCAACGUAGUCCUGUUGACGACACCUACAAACUUUUACCAGCAAUUGCUGGAUAAUAUUCAACAUGCUGAACAUCGAGUGUCUCUUUCUUCAUUAUAUUUGGGUACAGGUCCUUUGGAACGCGCUCUAGUUGAAGCUCUGGCCACGAGACUACGAGAACGACCGGAGCUUCAGGUGCAGAUAAUUUUGGACUAUUCACGAGGUCAACGACGCACAAGUACGGCCAAUUCAGUGACGAUGUUGGCUCCAUUGCUAAUGGAUUUUCCAGAGAAUGUAAAGCUCUUUUUGUUUCGAGUUCCGCAGCUUUCAGGGCUCAAGGCAAAGCUGCCCCCUCCAUUUAAUGAAACGCUCGGUGUUUCCCAUGCUAAAGUUUAUCUAGUGGACGAGAUACUUGUACUUAGUGGUGCUAAUUUAAGUGCAGACUAUUUUACCAACAGACAAGAUCGGUAUGUGCAGUUGACAGAUUGUGGAGGACUUGCACAAUUUUACCAUCAGUUUGUGGAGUUGAUCGCGGGAUUCUCGUACAAGGUGACACUAGAAUCGUUGACAGGAUCUAAAAGCGACUAUAAGUUGAUCCCACCAGUGCUCGCACAUGACUCGGAAGAUGCAAAAGUGGCAAUGAGACAUAAGCUUGAAAACCUCGUGAACCGAGACAAGCACAAGCACGAAGACAAGGAUGACGCAUCGACAAACACGUGGGCGUUCCCGACGCUGCAAUUUUCUCCUAUCUCGAUGGAUCAUGAUGAGCGGGUGCUGAGUAUGUUCAUCAAGAACUUGCCACGUGGUUCAAAGUUACAAAUUGCCUCGGGGUACUUGAAUUUUCCACCGUUUUUGAGAGAGUUGCUAGAGCGUUGUAGCGCUACAUUGGACGUGAUUUCUGCGGCUCCUCGCGCCAAUGGAUUUUACAAUGCUCACGGUGUAAAGGGGGCUUUACCUAUGGCUUAUUCGUUGAUCGAGCAAGACUUUUUCGAACGCACUCGUGGUCGCGAGUAUCCAACGGUGCUACGAGAGUUUAAUCGUCCAGGCUGGACUUUUCAUGGCAAGGGUAUGUGGUGGCGACCACCAUUGACCAACGGCUACAAGGGAAUAACAGGUCUUCCUCAGGUCACAGUUGUGGGAAGCUCAAACUUCGGCCAGCGAUCCUAUGGCUGUGACUUGGAGUCAAACUUGGUCUUGUUUACACGUAGCCCAGAACUCCAGCGCCGACUGCAAGAUGAGUACGAUGCCCUUACUUGUAAAGCGGAAAUAGUGACCGAGCAACUAUGGCGACGGCACGAGCGUAUGCUGCACGGCCUUUUCAGCUGGAAAGAUGGCCACUGGAUCCGACCUGUAUCUAAGCUCAUCGCCGCGUACCUCUAA
This is a messenger RNA of Peronospora farinosa, 1434 nucleotides long. Lineage: Eukaryota; Oomycota; Peronosporomycetes; Peronosporales; Peronosporaceae. The record is from the annotation of a GenBank genome assembly.